Chelonia mydas (Green sea turtle) is the source of this 9987-nucleotide messenger RNA. Its product is annotated as schlafen family member 9. Lineage: Eukaryota; Metazoa; Chordata; Testudines; Cheloniidae. The record is from RefSeq and is a predicted model, not a curated record. The coding region runs from base 3956 to 6709 and encodes 917 amino acids. The transcript has 5 exons.
UCUCCUCACUGUAUUUUCCACUGAAUACAUCCGAUGAAGUGAGCUGUAGCUCACGAAAGCUUAUGCUCAAAUACAUUUGUUAGUCUCUAAGGUGCCACAAGUACUCCAUUUCUUUUCAUCAGAGGAGAGGGGCUAGUCUCCGCUUGAGCCCCUGGGCAGGGGGUUAGCACUUUGGUUAAAAACAGAGGCAGGGUGAUUAAGAUAAGAAAGAGCUGGUAAUUAAAUUAAGGAUCUGGAGGAGAAUACAGAAUGCGCGGAACUCAGAAGAAAUAUAGCCGAGUUCUCUGAGCCAAGAUUACAUUCGGAAAAGAGGGAGAUGUGAGGGGGAUAGGUGAGAAGAAGGGGCCAAAACCAAGUGAAGGGCUAGCAAUGGUAUCGAGAAGUUCCCACUCUACCUGUGGUAGUUAUGUGGCCCCAUCACUGUAAUAUCUGAGCGCUUCACAAUGUCUAAGCUAUUUCUUCUCACAGCCCCUCGGUGAAGUAGAACUGUGCUAUUAUCCCCAUUGUACAGAUAGGGCACAGAGGCACACACAGACUAACAGCCAGAUUUCCAAAGGUAUUUAGGCACCUACUGGUAUUUUCAAAAGCACCCAGAAAGUUAGGUGCUUUGUAAACCCCACUAGAUGCCUAGCUGCAUUUUGGGGUGCCUAAAAACCUUUGAAACACUGGCCUGAGGUCAUUCAGGAAGUCCACGGGGAAAUAGAAUCCAGGUCCCUGAGGGCUAGCUUUCUGUCCAUUGGACCAGCCUUUCUCUGCUGCAUGCUGCAAAAAAAGAGAACUCUGAUACAUGGGAGCAAAACCAAGAAGGCCAGCUCUCUGAGGCUCCCAGGCUAUUGGGAAGGAUGUCAUGGUUGACAGCAUGAAAAGCAGCACAGAGGUCAGGAAGGGUGAAGAAAGAAAGAGAAAGAAUGAGAGUCAGAUGAGAGGAGAUCAUUUAACCACCAAGGGGUUGCAGGUUCUGCCCCAUGCUGGGUUGUAGAGCAAUGGCUGCUGUGAAAUUUUAUAUUUUAACUGAAAACCAUUUUGUUUUGUCAUUUUUUGUUCGGAGUUUGGGAAAAGGAAGGAAUGAGAAAGUACUGUAUGAGUAUCAGAUGUGUUUAUGCCUCAAAUUCUUCAGGUUUCAGCUGUAUUCAGGCCAAUUCAAGAACAAAGAACAGAAAUUGCAUCAGUAGAGUCCAUAAAGUUGAUUGUUAUUGUCAUGAUUUGUAUUAUUUGUGAUAUUGUAUUAUUGUGUCAAUAGCCUCUGUUUGCCAGAAGCUGGGAAUGGGCGACAGGGGAUGCAUCACUUGAUGAUACCUGUUCUAUUCAUUCCCUCUGAAGCACCUGGCAUUGGCCACUGUCGGAAGACAGGACACUGGACUAGAUGGACCAUUGGUCUGACCCAGUAUGGCCAUUCUUAUGUUCUUAUUCACUGCCACCAUUUGCGCUCACCGUUGUUCAGAAUAUGCCAGAAAAUAUAGUCCCUGAGCCAAUGUGUAUCAAAUAAUAGCCCUGGAUAAGAUGGCUGAAGAUAGUUAAGUAUGAAGUGUAUAAUUAUUGAACACACGUUACUAUCCAUGAGUGGAGGCGCUGAUGGCAAUAGAAGUUUUACCUGAUUAAGGACUGGAAGAUUUGACCGUCCAAAUUUUUUUUUUCAAGAGGAAGAGCUGCCCAGAGCUCCUGUGCCUGUUUAUUUUCCUUUCCUGCCUGCAGUGGCCCUGAUAUACCUCAGAAGAACUUUAAAAUGUGGAAUUUUCUUGGUGUUUGGUUUUAAAUAUUCGCCUGUGAGAACUUCAACUCAGUCAUUGUGGUGUUGUUCUGAAGAGCGUUCUGGAAAGUAACUAGCCUUUAAACAGAAGUGAGCAGUGUUGCCAACUCUCAUGAUUUUGUCAUGAGUCUCAUGAUAAAUUAUUGUUUUCUUUAAAGCCCCAACUCCUGCAGUCAAGUGGAUCUGUGAUGAUUUCAGCCUUCCUUCUUAAAGAAAAAGUGAGUUUCUGGCCCUCAUGGCUGUGGAGAAAGAUUCAAAAUGUGACGCAGUGCACCCUCAAGGCUCAGGAAGUAGAAAGCAAAUAAAAAGAACACCAAAUCUGUUAUUUUUAAACACUCUCAUGAUUUUUAAGCCAAUCUCAUGAUUUUUGAUGAGCCUGACUCAUAAUUUUUGAAUAUUUGGGAUUGGCCAUACUGUGAAAGUGACUUGAAAGUGUCAGUUUCACUCCUGGUUAAAGUCAGUUUCUAGUCUAAUAUUUGUAGUGAGGUAUCACCCCUAGAGUCCCAGGCAGGUGCAGUAUAAAGUUGCGGGGCCUUUCCCUAGUAGGAUGUUUCCAAACGUUAAAUGAUCUAUUCCAAGCUUGGUGAACUGCAAAAAGUAAAUAGCCUAAAUGAUAGAAAGUAAUCUAGAUUUUUUUCUACAAUUGUUUCCAUUGUUAUAUUCAAGAGUAAGCAUAUGCUUUAAAAUUUUAAGCCUGGUCAGUGUCCCUUAAGUGACAUGACACAAGAUGUCAGAACAUGUUAGUAUUAGAGCUGAAUGGGUCUCAUAUUUAUUUAAUUUUCUUUCUGUAUAUAGGAAUUAGAUACAGUGCUCCCGUCAGCUAAUUUCUAAAUUAUUGUCUGGAAAAAAAAAAAAGUUUUCAGGUGCCUAAGUAGCCCAUGUAAUCACAGUUAAAUUUGCACCCCUCCCCCAUCCCAAAAUCUGAAAUGGUGCCCCUGCAUGAACUUCUUAAAUUCUUUUUUGAAUCCCAUUAUAGUUUUGAACUUCACAACAUCCCCUGGCAAUGAGUUCCACAAUUCUCGUCUGCUCGUUUGGCAGAUUCUCACACAGCCACCUCCGUGUCUUUUCCCACGCAGCCGCCUUGGCAUGUUACAAGCUUCCUGAGCUCAUCUGUAAGGGUCCCUACUCUAUCCACAUUCAAGUCCCUCCUAAAGACCCACCUCAGCCAUGCUGCCUAGAGGGACUUUUCUUGAUUUUUAAAUAAAAAGGGUGUAAGUUGCCUAUUGUUAUUUCCCUUCCUCAGACCUCUGUUCCUAGGUUGGGAACACUUCCUAUCAGGGACUGUCCUUGUUAAGUGUUUGGAAAGUGCCUAAUACAUAGUGGGCACCACUGCAAAUAAAUUAUGAAGAAGAAGAAGAAAUCAUCCUUGGGUCUGGUUCACUGCUGGUCUCAGAACGGGUUGGGCAUGGAACGUCUGGCUGUACUCUGAAAAGUGACUACGUCAACGUAUCAGUCACUCCACUCAGCAGGUCAGGGCAGUAUUCAGAGUCACGGCUGCUCACUUGAGUGUUUAACUUCUAAUGGGAACUGGGUGCCCAGAUCUUUCUGGGAGUUUUGAAAAUCCCACCCUUCACCUUCAAAUACUGUACAAAUUAAUUAAUCCUCACAUCCUCCAGGUGAGGUCUGUGGUAUUAGCCUCAUUGUAUAAAUGUAAGAGUGGAGGCAAAGAGAGGUUAAGGCCUUGUCUACAUGCAAAGUGGGACCAAAAUAACCAGAUGGGUUUUAAUUCACACCUUCAGGUGUUUCAGUGCAUGUCUCUGGGGGUGGACACUCUUAUAGCAGAAUCACAGGGUCCCAUAUCAGGGGGUAGCCCUGUUAGUCUGUAUCCACAGUUUCGUUGGUUAAAAAGAAAUCAGAUGACGUUUUACAGCAUCCUGUUUCUGGCUUCGGGGGGGUAGACCUCAGCAGUUCCUGCCCCCUCGCCUGUGUUCCUGCGGGCAGACCUCUUCAGGGUUAGCCCCGCCUCUGCCUCGGCGCUGUGGGUCCAACUCGGCCGGUUUUGUCUCCCUCGCAGACUCCGCCCUGUCCGCGCACAUCAGUAGCGCUAGGACCCAGGGCCGGAGCCGCGGGGGGAGUGAAACGAGCUGAGGCCGAGAGGAGCGUUUCUUGCAGCGCUCGGGAGGUGGGAAGUCGAGAUCGGGUCCGAGAGGCGCCUUGUCCGCGUCGGCCGAGCAAACUCCGAAGAGCAGAAGCGAAGCAAGGAACAGGAUGGCCACGGAGGAGGAGCAUCCAUGUGUUGACCUGAACACUAAGUAUCCUGAUGUGGUUGUAAAAGUUGGAAAAGUAAUUUUUGGUGAGACAUACAGGAAGGAAAAGAACAAACAACACAUCAAGAAGAAACAAAAAGAGAAUAUCUCCCAAGCAGCGUGUGCAUUGUUGAACUCAGGAGGAGGUUUGAUAGAGGCAGAGAUUGAAAAUGAGGGCUACAAUGAAGGAGAUGGGCUUGGGAAGGAUAUAGAAGAUUCCUUUACAGAACUUAUUCCAUCUCAGAUGUUUGCAGACUACUUUGAAAGCAUUAAGCAAAACAGCAAACUUUUAAUCUUUGUUAAAUCAUGGAGAAUUGAAGUUUCAUCUUCAUCAGAUAUUUCAUCUUCAUCUCGUAUUUGCAGCCAGAAAACAGGCUUGUACCAGAGAUGUGGCACUUCUGUUAAACUCAUGAGUUCCAGUGUUGCUGCACAAUUUUUCAAAAGGAAGAAAGAGUGUUCCAGGAGAAGAUCUGAUGAGACAGAGCAAGGAGCUGAGAGAGCCGUCCUGAAUGGUGCUGAGGAAGAACAUGACUCUAUUGAAAAUAUUUUUAAUGUACAGCACCUCACCCAUGGUGAGAAGCUGAACUUCUCUGAGUCGACACGUGUUGACUAUAAAGAGUUUGCUUCAGCAGACAACCUGAACAUCAUCCAGAAAGACAUUGAAGACAAAUUACCAAAGUACAUCUCUGCUUUUGCAAACACACAGGGGGGAUAUUUAUUUUUUGGAGUGGAUGAUGAGAGGAAAGUUGUUGGUUGUAGAAAAGAGAAUGUAACAGCCAAUCAAUUACUCAGGAUAGUAGAGCGUGGCAGGCAGAAGGUGCAGCUCGUCUUCCAUUUCUGCAGUUCUCAGCCAGAACUGAUUGUUGUCCCUAAAAUCCUGAAUGUACAGGAUAAUCAGGGAAACUUGUAUGGCUAUGUAUGUGCUGUGAAAAUUAAGCCAUUUUGUUGCGCUGUGUUUUUGCAUAAUCCCAACUCAUGGAUCGUGAAGGAUGACCGAUUUCAAAGAUUGAUGGCCGAGGACUGGAUGGACCUGAUGACAACACCUGACCCAGAGAUUUCAAAUUUAGCUGAAGUUCUGAAGACUGUGCUCAGUCUGUCAGGUGCAUCCCCACUCUCCAAACCCGUGUUUUCCAACAAAGGCCUCAUGUGUCUGUCUGAUCUGCGAAAAGCUCUGUUUCCAGUAAUUUCUAAUGGGAUAAUAUACACACCAGAAAACCUCACCAAAGGGCUGUUUUCAGAGUAUCCAGGGCUGGAGAAUUUAAUGAAAGAGCAAAUGGAAGAGCUCCACGAUUCUCAGGGACUGUUGAUAUUUUCAAGGAGCUGGGCUGUAGAUAUCGGAUUGCCAGAGAAUCAGCAAGUUGUCUGUGAAGCUCUCUUAAUAGCUGCAGGCAAACACCCAACGCUGUACUCUGUGACUCAGAAGGACUGUUCUGCGAAUAUGUUUGAAUAUGCAAGACAAACUGCUCGUGCAUUGAAACAGAAACUGGUAAAUGUUGGGGGAUACACUCAGAGAGUGUGUGUGAUUCCCCAUCUCCUACAGCUUGGAACCAAUGAAGUAGGAAAUACAGAGUUAGGUUUGCAAGUUAAGUACCCUGCUAGCUACACUGUAUCCCAGAAGGACAUACCAAAAUUACUGGACUCACUUGUGAUAAUCUUACUGGGUUUUAGGUCUUUUUUAAGUGACAGACUUGGGUGUGAGUUUUUCAAUCUCCUCACUAUUAAACAAUAUGAGAUACUUUCAAAAGAUCUCCACAAAUGCAGGAAGCUGUUUAUCUAUGGCCUGCCAGGAACUGGGAAAACAAUAGUGGCCCUGAAGAUCAUCGAGAAGAUAAGGCACAUGUUUCGCUGCCAGUCUGAUGAGAUUCUCUACAUUUGUGAGAACGCGCCGCUGAAGACGUUUGUGAGCGAAAAAGGAAUUUGCCAGGUUGUGACAAGAGUAACUUUCAUGAAGAAGAACUUUGAAAAGGUGAAACACAUAGUAGUUGAUGAAGCACAGAAUUUCCGGGAAGAGGAUGGCCGUUGGUAUAGGAAGGCUGAAUGUAUCACCCAAAGUCAUAAUGAGCCUGGUGUUUUCUGGAUCUUUUUGGACUAUUUACAGACAAGUCACCCUUUCGUAUCUGGUCUUCCACCUGCACGUCAGCAUGACCCUGUGGAAUCACUAACCCAAGUGGUCCGUAAUUCCACGGACAUAUACGACAUCAUAAAAAGUCAAAUGGAAAGGAUUGUACAAGACAAAAAAUUAGGAGCUGUACCUUAUGAGCGUUUAAAAAACUUGUUAAGUGAAGCCACAUGUGGUCACGAUGUAUCAGGUGAUUAUACCAUAAAAAGAAACUUAAAUAUGAACGAAAUAGCAAAUUAUGUGGCUAGACAAUGUUUUAACUAUUUACAAAAGGGCUACUCAGAGAAAGAGAUUGCUAUUCUGUUCAGCACAAACGACGAUAAAAAAAAAUAUGAACACAUAUUAAAAAAAGGAAUGAGGAAAUAUAGGCUGAAUCUAGUUUUCCAAGAAGCAGAUGAAAUACAGGGAAAGCAUAUUAUUCUUGACAGCAUCCGUCGCUUUUCUGGCCUAGAAAGGAGCAUUGUGUUUGGUGUCAAUCCAGUCUCUACCCAGGACAAGAUUUCUGACAACCUUUUACUCUGUGUGGCAUCCAGAGCUAAUUUACACCUCCAUUUGCUUUUUGAAAAGAUCCCCAGUGGUUACUCAGGAGUUGUUUAAUAACCCGUCUAGGGUUUGCCUACGAUUCUAGUAGUGCAGAGAGGAUGAACUAUAUUCAUGAUAUGGGUUUUGGCCAAUGGUUCCAAAUUUGCAAAAGGGAGACAUUUCACAGUUCCUAGCUAAUAAACUACCUGAGACCUGCUGAUGCACGAUAAAACAGAAAUAAAGUGACAUGGCAUGCAAUGGGCAAUUUGAACCACUGUGGGUCCUAACUACUGUUGAGAGUUUCCAUGGACUAGUGCAGCAUCUUGUUUAGACUUUGGUUGCAUGGGAAUGAACUGACAAGUGGUAGGCAACACGUUUUUGGAGUGAGUGCGGGGACUGGAAGAGUUCCUGGGUUCUAGUCCUCACCCUACCACUUCCCCAAGGCUACACUGUGCAAGUAAGUCAUUUGAGCCCGAUUUUCAGAAGUGGCUUCUGAUUUUGGAUUCCUGGGUUGUUGUUUUUUGGGUGCCCAGGGUUAGAUACCUAGGCUCCUACAUCCAUAUUUAGGCUGUUAAAGAAAUAUAACUGGAUUUUUUGAAAGGUGGUUAGCGCUCCAAACUCCACUGGACGUUAGUAGGAGCUACAGGUACUCAGCAACUCUGAAAAAGAGGAUUUUUUUAUAUUUAGGAACCAAAUGUUAGAUACCUAGCUUAGAAACGUUUGACCCUAUGGACAUGUUUUCAGAUACGUUGAUCACCCACAGCUCCUACUGAAGUUUUAGGUGCUAAGCACUUUUGAAAAUCAGGUCUUGAGUUUCGAAAGCUGGGCAUACAAAAUGAGAGGCCAGUUUUGAAAAUGUAGAACUUAGUCUCUGCCUGGUGUUGGAGAUGAUACUUACGUGUCUUCCACAGGGGUGUUGUGGCGUCUUUAAAGUUUGGGGAACUGUUUGAAAUCCUCUGGAGGGAGACAUUAGAACAUUACAAAGCAUUAAUAUUAUUGAUCAACUGGAGCAGACUUCAAAUUCAAAUAUUUUAUUUGAUGCUGCAGUUGGUUCCAAGAGCAGUUAGCUCCCAAGGUAGCCAGCCCAGAUGGAAUGCUACAAGGCAACCAGAGAACCCGGGAGGAGGAAAGUUUGGAGUGAUGUAACCUUGCAAGUUAUUUGGCAUAGGACAGGACUGCAUGGUCCAAGGAAACUUUGGUAGCCUCAGAAUAUUAGGGGUGAAAGACUAGCCCUCUUAAGUCAAUGGAACCAGGAGUUCACCCUAGGUUUGAACCUUGGAAUGAUGAACUUCAGAUGCUAUAUAAAACAUUUUUAGGGUAACCUGUGAGAGCAAACAAAGGUUUGGUUUGGUUACUCAAUGCAAACCAAACCACUUCUUACAUUUGGCUCAUAGUUCAACUUGAUUUGUAUUUAGGAAUAAGUAACUAGCAAAACUGAUUAAUUUGCACUUAUAUUUGAGCGAGGGAAAGCUUAUUCAGAUCUACUUACAUUCACUACUAACUACAAAAGUACAGCCCUGGGUCUUGGGUCUUUGCUGGGUUCUCUUUUCUUCAUUCUCAUUCAGAAUUUUGGUUCCCUCUUUAAUUCAACAUCUAUGUUCUAUAGCCAAUGGUUGCCUACAUCUUUUGGAAUUUGAUAACUGAGUUCUUUAGCAAAAUAUGUGGAAGGUUUUCUUUUUAAGAGAAGUGAGUAGGUGCCCAAGAUUUACAUCAGGCUAUGAUUAAACUCAAGGGAAGUCAUUGGCUUUAACUAGAGUCAGCCUUGAUUGGGAGUUUGCACCCAGUUUGACAGAUGUGUUAGGCUAGAUAUCCUUCUGAUCCUCAAGUAGCUACAGCUUUCAGUAAACUUUUUCCGUCUGCUUGGGCUGGGAAACUGUACCCCUUCCUUUGUGACCUCCUGCCUGGAUCACUGCAACUCACUGUACCUAGGGUGACCAUGUCUGCUUUUGCAAUACCUGCUACUGGUCUAGAAUUAUCUAGGUGGCCGUAUGGCCCUCCUGAUCCCUGGAGUGUCUGAGCAUCUGUAUGCAACAGCAGAGUCUUCUCAGCAAUUAUGCUCCACAAAGAAUUCCAGGUCAUAUUGAAAGUCUUGGUCUUAGUUUGAUAAUACCGGUUGACUGCAGCUGCCCAGAGGAGAUCAUUCCAGUGGACAGAAAGGUGGUUUCUUAGAUAAUUUUCAAAGCCAUCCAUGGAAUAGGCUCAAACGAUCAGACUUGCUGAUAGAACUUGAGAGUGGAAGAUAGAACCCCCUUGGCAGUCAGUUCACGAUCCAGUUUUCUGUGCCCCAGCCUGAAUGGAGUUUUACUCCAGGAAUGAAUUUGGCGCAGUGACUUUAUUGCCUUUUUUUGGUUUUAAGCUAUUUUGUGCUUGUCCUUAUAGGAAUGAACUAUGAGCGCAUUGUCUGGCUAGAAUUUUUGGUUGCGUUUGAAUUGGCUGCCAGCUAACUCAAACUAAAUAACAUAAUUGUAAACUCUAAUGUUGAACCUCCACAAUGCUCAGCUAGGAACAAUGUUUGUGUCCUGGGUCUAGAUUAGUUUUUACAAUGCAAUGUAUUAUUUCCAGGGUUUUCAGUUUGUGGGUCACAACCCCGUGAGGAGGGUGAGAAAAGGAGUUGACGAACAGGUUUCAUGGAGGUCACGAACUCACUCAUUUUUGCCUUCCUUUACCCAUUUUUCAAAACAAAAAAAAAAUGUUUCCAGCCUUCACCCUUGUGGAGUGUAAACAGAUUCAGUGAUGCCUGCUUGAGUCUGCGGACAGCUUAAAACAACAGUUCUAAGAGGUGUGAACUGCCCAGUUCAUCUCUUACCAAUGCCCUAUGGAUUCUGCCACUCCGAGGCCAUGGAACGUGGCAUUUUUCCAACAGGACAGAGAAUUCAGCAUUUUUGCUAAUAGCACCACUUUGCUUUCUGGUUCCCUGCUGAGAACCUGCCCGCAGCUACCUCUUGCGCUCAAACUUUCCUCUUGAGGGGCAGUUAAGUGGAUUACAGUGCCUGCUCCCCAGAUUGUUCCACGCAGCCAGGCGCCAGCAUGGCCGUCACUACCAUCCUAUUCCCCCCAGACCUGAUUUGCUUGUCUGGUGGUAAGAAAAAUAAUAAACCAGAUUCCUGAUUAUGUAGCACAUAAUUUACCAUUUUCUAUCAGACUAUUGAUUUUCUGCUUUCCUGCAGCUACGCAAUGGCUUUAUACAUACUUGGAUUCAAAUUUAGAGAACUCUACGCUAAGAUUCCAUUUGUUAAUAUGUCAGGUGUUUUCUUUCGUGGACUUAAAAUGGGUCCGUGCUAACUACAUUGCUUGUCUCAAACAUAAAGAAUCUGUCUGUAAAAUCACAUGAAAUAAAUCUUAAUUUACAAAUU